AUGUACUUGCAUGACGAGAUUAUGAUGAACUGGGGUUCGCUGUUUACACUACGUGGCUGCACAUCGCGUUGCUCACCCAAAAACAAAAAUAUGGCCCAGACGGCACGCACCGCCACGGGAAGGCGUCCGACGCAUGAUUACCAUGCCACCGCCAUCUCCCUGAAGCAUCGCUCAAAGUCCGCCAAUCCGGCACAAUUGCGUCCGCUGAGCGGCAUCCACGGGGCGGCCGUCUCCUCCCGGCCCCGCUACGUGCCGCCCUUCUCCAUUCAGUCGCAGCAGAAGAACACCGUUGUCAUCGAUGGGCCUAUACAUGAGUCCGCUCCCAAGACAGCCAGCGCAAGGGCCCGGAUCCCCAACCCCAAAAGUCUGCGACGCCAGCAAAAGUCCAUGUCCACCUUCAAUUUGGGCUUGGGCCUAAAUGGUUGUGCUCUGGGCGGGGCUAAUGACCCGGGACGCGGCACUCUCUUCCGCAUGUACUUUGAUCGGGGCGACCUGCCGAUUAAGAUGGAGUAUCUCUGUGGAGGCGAUAAGAUCGGCUGGACGGUGGACAUUGACAAGCUGGACUACAGCCUCUAUUUGCCGCUCUUCUUCGAUGGUUUGGCAGAGACGAAGCACCCGUAUAAGACGUAUGCCCGACAGGGAGUCACGGAUCUACUGCUGGCCGGGGGCGAGAGGAUACACCCGGUGAUACCGCAAUUAAUAUUGCCGCUAAAGAACGCAUUGAGCACACGAAACCUGGAGGUAAUGUGCACGACAUUGAAGAUAAUCCAACAGCUGGUCAUGUCCUCGGAUUUGGUGGGUCCUGCCCUGGUGCCCUUCUACAGACAAUUGCUGCCCAUGUUCAAUGCCUUCAAGGUGAAAAACUUGAACUGCGGCGAUGAGAUCGACUAUGCGCAGAAGAACAACCUGAAUCUGGGCGAUUUGAUUGAUGAGACGCUGCAGGUGCUGGAGCUGCAUGGCGGCGAGGAUGCCUUCAUUAACAUCAAGUACAUGGUGCCGACCUACGAGUCCUGCUACCUUAACUAA
Molecule: messenger RNA, 1026 nt
Organism: Drosophila kikkawai
Lineage: Eukaryota; Metazoa; Arthropoda; Insecta; Diptera; Drosophilidae
Product: parkin coregulated gene protein homolog
Molecular function (GO): Hsp90 protein binding; Hsp70 protein binding
Source: RefSeq, a predicted model, not a curated record